AUGUGGCUCCAGGGCCAGGGCAGCCAAAGCUCAGAAGCAGGAGCUAGGGAGCAGUUCCUAAUUUUGGCGCCACCAACCAGGCCAGUAGCUCUUAAAAUGGGGCUCUUGGGACUUCUGCCAGUCCUGGCACUCUUCAUCCUCUUGGGGGGAGUCCAGGAACCUGAGCUCGUUGAGGGGUUCUUUGGCAGUAAGUGUCCUCAAAUCAGGGUACCAUGCAAUUACAGAGAAAUCGACCAGUGCGGGAAGAAGAAACCAUGCCCCAAGAAGAUGACGUGUUGCAGUUUUAACUGUGCAAAGAAAUGUUUAGAUCUCAAGGAAGACAUAUGCAGUUUGCCAGUGAGUAUUGGCCUCUGCCUGGCCAGCAUUCCACGCUGGUGGUACAAUAAGGAAACCAAAACCUGCACCAGUUUCAGCUAUGGUGGUUGCACUGGGAACAAUAACAACUUCCAAUCUGAAGCUGCCUGCAGGGCUGUCUGUUCAGAAGCAUGUGCUUAA
Enhydra lutris kenyoni (northern sea otter) is the source of this 495-nucleotide messenger RNA. RefSeq names its product WAP four-disulfide core domain protein 6A-like. Lineage: Eukaryota; Metazoa; Chordata; Mammalia; Carnivora; Mustelidae. Gene Ontology annotation, biological process: negative regulation of peptidase activity. Gene Ontology annotation, molecular function: serine-type endopeptidase inhibitor activity. The record is from RefSeq and is a predicted model, not a curated record.